Messenger RNA from Homalodisca vitripennis (glassy-winged sharpshooter), 737 nucleotides. RefSeq lists its product as uncharacterized. Lineage: Eukaryota; Metazoa; Arthropoda; Insecta; Hemiptera; Cicadellidae. The transcript is spliced from 2 exons. Bases 45 to 509 code for a protein of 154 amino acids. The record is from RefSeq and is a predicted model, not a curated record.
CCGAUUCUGAGGCUAACAAACCAGAGGUCAUUACUUUUUAUAACAUGACCAAAGGUGGGAUCGAUGUUGUAGACAGAAAGAAAAAGGACUACUCUGUAAAACGUAUUAGUAACAGGUGGCCUUUGACGAUUUUUUGUGGACUCCUGAAUCUGGCAACUAUAAAUGGUCAGAUUAUCUACAACCUGAAUACAAAAGACACCAUGCAGAGGAGGACUUUCAUAACGAGCCUUGCGAGGGACCUAGUAAAGCCGCAUAUUCUACAUAGAGCUUCUAUUCAGACCCUCUCACUCCCGUUGAGGACCAGCAUCAGGGCUGUCGCCGGUGUAGAACUUCCUGAGCCAAACCCCCCACCAGUUGUCGAGGGACGAAAACCAAGGUGUCACUACUGCCCUGUCAGGAAAAACAGGUUUACUCCAUACAAAUGCUCAGCUUGUGAAAGAUCCGUAUGCAAGGAGCACACUGCCAAAACAAGCUAUUGGUGCCACAACUGUGCAGCAGAAGGGAACUAGAUCUAAGUUUUUGUUUCUUGUAUUAGUUUCCACUUCACAUGCAUUAUUUUUACAUUAUCAAUUUAAUUUAGAAUGUCUUAAGUAAUAAAAAACAUUUCCUUAGUAACUGAAAAAAAUUAUUUCAACCUUCUGCAUGUGUAAGUAAAUGGGGAUAAAUUAAUAAAAUUAAAAAAAUCCAAUAGUUAGUAAUUAUUUUUGUUAUUAAUUUUUUAAAAUUGCCUGACACUU